CGGGGAUGGGCGCAGGUGAGGGUCUGAGGAGCGGAGCCAGAGUCUGGGGAGGACGCGCGGUCCAAAGCCCGACGUUCCAGGUUGGGAACACCGAGGCCCCGGGGGUGGAGCUGGGAGUCCCCGGCCGCCCGCCCGGGGCGCGGGGAGGUGCCGAGGGGCCGCCCCUGGGCCGCAGGAACCGGCGGGAGAGGCUCCCCUGCCCCGCGAUGCGGGUGCGCCUGGGCGCUCUGGCCGGCGCGGCGGCGCUGACCGGGGCACUCAGCUUCGUGCUCCUGGCUGCCGCCAUCGCCACCGACUUCUGGUACAUCAUCGACACCGAGAGGCUGGAGCGGAGCGGCCCGGGGGCGCAGGAUCGGGUGGGCGCCGCCAAUCGCAGCCAGCUGGAGCCUCUGAGCUCCCACUCCGGCCUCUGGAGGACCUGCCGGGUCCAGCGCCCGUGCACGCCGUUGAUGAACCCCUUCUGGAGUGAGAACGUGACUGUCAGCGACUCGAGCAGACAACUUCUCACCAUGCACGGGGUGUUUGUGAUUUUGCUGCCACUCAGCCUCAUCCUGAUGGUCUUUGGGGGAAUGGCGGGGUUUCUCAGCUUCCUCAUCCGAGUCCACCUCCUCCUGCUGCUCACCGGGAUCCUCUUCCUCUUUGGAGCCACGGUGACCCUCGCUGGGAUCAGCAUCUACAUCGCCUACUCGGCCGCCGCCUUCCGGGAAGCCCUGGGCCUGCUGGAGGAGAAGUCCCUGCUGGACCAGGUGGACAUCCGCUUUGGCUGGUCCCUGGCCCUGGGCUGGAUCAGCUUCACCGCCGAGCUGCUCACCGGGGCGGCCUUCCUGACAGCCGCCCUCGUGCUAAGCCUGAGACGGAGGCAGGACCGGGCCGUAUGAGCUGGACACCUGGCCGUGGCUGGAUGCUUGGCUUGUGUGGGGUGGGGGUGACUCAUGAGAUCAUUUCAGUGGGUCUCCCAGAGGCCACCCACCAGAGGGCCCCAGGCAGCCAGCCCCCGGACCUCUGUGGUCUGAGCUCGGGCGGGCCUGGCUGUCGGUGGGCCAUGCGUCCCUGUGGUCUGGAGAAGGAGCAUGUCCUACAAGAACCCAGCAAUCCCUCAUCAGGUACAGACCUUCCGAGAUUGCCAAGUCCACCUGCAUCCUCUGGCUCCAUUUCAUCCCGACUCCUGCCCUUGGUAUCAACUGCUCUUUUUUGUUAAAGAAAUGGAGGAUCAGAGAGGUUUAGCUAUUUGCUCAAAGGCACACAGCAAGUUAGCAUCAGACUCAGUCUCGGGGCGUAUCUCCUCCUCCAAGACCAGAGCCUGCUUUUCUGUCACAGCUUUUCUGAAUGGGCAUGGGGCUGGCAAAAGCGUGCUCCAUGUCCGACACCGUGCCUGGCAUCUGAUGUGGCCUUGAAUCCAGGCUGGAAGUCACUGCGGGAAACCCCACACGGAAGGCAGCAGGGGUCUGGGGUCUGGUUUCUCAGUAACGUGGUGGUGGCAGGGAUUCCCCCUCAGCCCAGCUCCUGGCUCCUCUCUGGUCGGGCUUGUGCUUAUUUGGUUCAGGGUCCUGAGCCUGGGGAGAAAAAGGCCAAGAUCACGAAAUGAUUAUCAGCAAUCGGUGACCUGCUUUUGAAACAUAAGGUAGGGUCAUCCCUGAGUGAGGGGCCCUUUUGAAUGUCCAGGUGUCAGGGUGCUUAUCCUUCUUACGCAUCACCUCAGAAUUGUCAGGAAACCUCCAUAUGGAGACAAGGGCAAACAGCCAACUUGCAACGUGCAGGGAAGAAUAAUCAGCAAACUCUUUUGGAGGGAAGAUGUAUUAGCACCCUCACAAUUAGGAGGGAAGGGUCAUGCUCAAAAACACAGCAACUCCUUGGACUGUCGUCUUUGUGCUUCGUCAUCAAAUGCCCGAUGUUAGUGCAUCAUGCUCAAGGCCACGGGAAAGUGUUGACUGAGCCCAGUUCCCUGGUAUAAAGCCCAAGACUGGUAAAAGGUAAAUGCACCUGGAGAUGCAUAAAUGUCUUAUUUGCUGAGUCUUUAAACAUCCUCUGGACAAGGCCCUCCCACUGGGAUCAAAUCAGUGGCUCUCAACUCUGGUUUGCCUGUCAGAAGCACCUGGGCAAUUGUAAAAAUAUGGUGGCCUCACCCCAGGUCAGUGAAGUUAGACUCUCGGGGGAGGGAUUCAGGCACCGUUAGUUCGCCAACGUGCUCAGGUUUUUCUAACAUGGAGCCAGGUGAACCAUGGGCUUCUUAGAACCAAACCACUGAUUGUGUAUGAGUUUAUAAUUGUCGAUAAAACUUGCUGUGGUGAUUUUCUGAACUCCACAAAUUUGCAUUCAAUAAAAGUCUUACAAAGGA
Choloepus didactylus (southern two-toed sloth) is the source of this 2335-nucleotide messenger RNA. RefSeq names its product transmembrane protein 114 (gene TMEM114). Gene Ontology annotation, cellular component: apical plasma membrane. The record is from RefSeq and is a predicted model, not a curated record. Lineage: Eukaryota; Metazoa; Chordata; Mammalia; Pilosa; Megalonychidae. Bases 6 to 878 code for a protein of 290 amino acids. The transcript has 4 exons.